Molecule: messenger RNA, 2109 nt
Organism: Atta colombica
Lineage: Eukaryota; Metazoa; Arthropoda; Insecta; Hymenoptera; Formicidae
Product: nucleolin-like
Exons: 5
Coding region: 154-2109 (651 amino acids)
Molecular function (GO): RNA binding
Source: RefSeq, a predicted model, not a curated record
CUUGGAUUGGAUGUCGUAUUCUUUCCAUUUCUUUCGACAACAGGCAAGGAAGUGAACAUACAAACGACACGAAUAGCGAUUCGAAUUGAUUCAGUUGCUUUCAAAGUUUUCUGAUUAACGAAGGAAGAAAAAUAUUGUUAUAAAAAGAAAAAAAUGGGUAAGGUAAAAGCAUUGAAGCAUAAUGCAAAUAAAGGAAAACAGCAAUUGCAUGAAAUAAAAGGUGGUUCUAUAAAGAAAAACAAAGAUUCCAAAUUCAAAAAUACACCCAAAGAUCAAAAGCCUACUCCAAAUAAAAACAAGGUUUCAAAGAAAUAUUUGGAUCAAAAGUCUUCUCCAAAUGGUAAUGCAGUAGCGAAGCGAUCAAAACAAGAUUCUCCAAACAAAAAACAAAAUUUCAAGCAAAACACGAAUUCAAACAAAGCACAAAGAAUUGGUAAGAAGACUUUCAAUCCUAAAAAGGUGGAAAAGCAAUUAGAUAAAUCUAAUUCUAACACCAUUGAAAGUGAGGAUGAUAGUUUAAAUAAAUCAGAUGAAACAUCUGAAAGCGAUUCAGAUAUCCCAGAUAUUCUUGGCAAGAGUUUAGGAGAUGAAACAGAUGAUGAAGAUUAUGAAGAGGAAGAAGAAGAAGACACGGAUAAUGAUGAUGACUCUGAUGAAGAAGAGAUGGACGAUGAUGACGAUAGUGAUGAAGAAGAGAUGAGUGAGCAUAAAGGUGUAAAAAUGUUUAAAGGUUUACAAUUUAAAAAUAAGAAAAAUCAAAAGGAGGAUGAUGAAAUCGAAAGUAAUGAGAAUACAACUGAGAGUGAUGAAGAUGAUGAUGAAGAUGAUACGGAUGAAGAUGACGACAAAGAAAAGCAGAAAAAGAAAGAUGAUCACAUUAAAAAACCUAAGAUUAGAAUUAUCAAAAAUUAUGCUGAAGUAAAUCCUAUAGUAUCGGAAAAUUCCGAUUCAGAUGACUAUUCCAAUGAUACUACUGAUUAUAGCGAUGAUGAGGAUGCAGAAUUAGGUACAAAAGCACUUUUGGGGCAAAGUAUUGCAGACGACGAUGAUGAAAAUUUUAAUGGAGAAGAUAAAGAUAGUAGUGAUGAUAUGUAUGAAGAUGAUAUUAGUAGUGAAAUUGAAAAAGACAGUGAGAAUGAUGAGAAUGAUGCAGAAAGAGAAGUCAAUGAAAAUGAGAACAGUAUUAUAGGAAGAUUUAACAUAACACAAAAAGAAAAAGAUGAUCUAGCAAGAAGAAUUGUUCUCAUUGAUAAUAUCUCAAAGACAACACCUAGUAACGAGAUAGCAGAACUGUGUAAGGAAUAUGGAAAAUACCAGAUAUUUGAAGCAAGACCUUAUCCAGCAUUCUUUCUUGAUUCAGAAAAAGGGGAACAAAUAGAACCUUUGGAAUGGCUAAAUCGGGAUUAUCCACAUCUAGAAACAUUCUCAGUAAAUGUCCUAUAUUCUAACAGACAAGACGCUCUGAAAGCAAUGAAGCAUAUGCAUGGAAUGAAGUUCGCUGGAAAUUAUUUAAAUGUAGUAACUGCUGAUCAAACUGUUCAAGAGCCUGACUAUGCUGUAUAUAUAACAAAUCUAAAAAAGACAAUGCCUGACAACUAUAUCUGGAAAAUGUUUAAUCAAUGUGGAACCAUAGUACGUAUGCGAAAUGUACGUGAUCCAAUAACGGGACUAAGUAGAGGAUUUGGUUACAUCUCCUUUAAUAAUGUGGACUCUGCAAAGUUUGCUCUUGAAUAUAACAAUGUAAAACUUAAUGGACGGCGAAUUAAAGUGCUGCCAUAUCCUUAUCGUGAGAAAACAUCUGUUAAAAAUUUGGUAGAAGAAAUAAGACGAAGGAAUCAAACAAUUCUUGAAAGUGGAAAACGAAUUCUUGAAAAUGAUAAUCGAUCAUCAAAAAAGUUUAAGAAGAGUUCGGGAGAACCUGCUAAUGUUGAACCUGAAAGAAACAUUAAGAAGCAUAAAAAGCAAGAGGGAGAUAAAAAAAAGUCUACUACAUUUCAAGGUCAAAUGGUCGAAUUAAAAAAUAAAAAUAAGAAAAACAAACUUGAUAAGAAAAAGAAGAAAAUGGCAGAAAAACUUGUAGCUAAAUCUAAAAAAACUAAAAAAAAUUAA